Messenger RNA from Bursaphelenchus okinawaensis, 1135 nucleotides. NCBI's taxonomy places the organism in Eukaryota, Metazoa, Nematoda, Chromadorea, Rhabditida, Aphelenchoididae. The record is from the annotation of a GenBank genome assembly.
AUGAUGACACUCAGCGCAGUAUCUACGUUGGUUGUUCUGUGUUCGGUCAGUUUAUUGGGUAAAAGUGACAGUUCGGAACAGAGCUACAGUGAGAAGAAGAUGGACGCUGUCGAAAGCACGAUGGUGAGUUUGUUAGCUUUUGUAAAGUAAAGCAAUAGCUAAAGUUAAGAUCUCCCAGUUUAAAGAAAAAAGUAAAAUUAGAUAUUGAAGUCUAAAAGCUGUUUCAGUUCCCCGGCUUCAUCAUCGACUACGAGAUGGAGAGAGUCACCAAACCCAAAUGCAAGCCACAACAAAGUUGCCGAACCACAGAUGAUCAAGCGGUCGACUUCUCGGCCUUGAUCAAUUUCAUCAACUUUUGCGAUUGCCCUACUGGUACCACUUGUAACAACGACAAUCCUAUUCGAAUGGGCUCCAAAACCUACGCUGUAAGUUACUGUUUUAACACGUUUUGUGUGUUCUAUAUAUCAUAUUUAUAAAACAAAAAAUAUAUCGUAAUCUUCUGCACAGUAUGAUCUUAAGCUUACGUAUACAAUGUCAAAAAUGAUACUGUAUUCCUAACUAGAUUCCUCAUUACAACACAGAUCAUAUGUUCAAUACAAUAACGAUGUUAUUGUAACAUUUCCCAAAACCUCUAAUUAUCUUAUUGUUGAUUUCUGUGACAUUUUCUACUGUAAACAUAACCUUUCCUACGCAAAACAUGUAAUGUAGUCAAGUUCAUUAUAUACAUAAUCAGUUCUGCCAUUUCAUUUUGUAUUUCCAGUUCUGUGGUCAACAAAAACUGCGACGAUGCAGAAAUAAUGAAGUUGCCGUCAAGCUGGAUGGAUUUGUAGAUACCGUGAACUGCUAUUGUCCCUACGACGUCGUGGCUGAGAACAGUGCCGAAGCCUUCUCGGAUACCAAGACCAGCCUCAAGUUCUACUGCAAAAAGAGAGCUAUGGUAAGGGGUAGUACUGAUAGAUACUGAGAGAGUACAAAGCAAAAAGUAGCUUAAUUGAAAUCUUUUUCUAAUUUUUUUUAAAUAUAGUAAAGAAGAGUACAAAAUAAUGUAUUGUAAUCUUUUCAGCAGUACAAAGUGAGGAAACCGGUCAAGUCCCCAAUCACAGCACAAGACAUAAUGGCUUACUUGGAGCAAUGA